This is a messenger RNA of Mobula hypostoma (lesser devil ray), 1907 nucleotides long. RefSeq names its product OVCA2 serine hydrolase domain containing (gene ovca2). The record is from RefSeq and is a predicted model, not a curated record. The coding region runs from base 58 to 741 and encodes 227 amino acids. Gene Ontology annotation, molecular function: hydrolase activity. Gene Ontology annotation, biological process: response to retinoic acid. The transcript is spliced from 2 exons. NCBI's taxonomy places the organism in Eukaryota, Metazoa, Chordata, Chondrichthyes, Myliobatiformes, Myliobatidae. Gene Ontology annotation, cellular component: cytoplasm; nucleus.
UUCCGGUAGCCCAGUCGGAAGGGUUUGGCCGGCGGGAUUACCGGUGCCGUUGGUGUAAUGGCUCCGCUGCUGCGGAUUUUCUGCGUGCACGGUUACCGGCAGAACGAGCGCUCGUUCCGCGAGCGGACCGGCUCCCUGCGGAAACUGCUGCGGAAGCGGGCAGAGUUGCUCUACGUGUCGGCGCCGCUCAGGGUGCCGCCUGUAGGGGGCCCGGAGCAGCAGCUCGGCGGCGGAGACGAGACUCCAUCGACAGAGACCGAGGCAGACAGUCGUGGUUGGUGGUUCUCAAACUCAGAAGAGGAGAGCUUUAAUGCUUUGGACCAUGUUGAGUCCUGCAAAGGACUAGAGGAAUCGCUGGAGACCAUUGCCAAAGCCAUGGCCGAGUUGGGCCCGUUUGAUGGUAUAUUAGGCUUUAGUCAAGGAGCAGCUCUCGUGUCCAUGAUCUGCACCCUCAGGCAGCAGGGAGACCCCAGGUUCCAGUUUAAUUUUGCAAUCCUCAUCGCAGGUUUCAAGAGUAGGUGCAAACUGCACGACCAUUUCUACAGGGAGCCCAUUACACUUCCUUCUCUGCACGUAUUCGGUGAAACCGACCGGGUCAUCCCUGGGGAGCUGAGCCAGGAGCUGUCCACCUCCUUCCUGAAUCCUACCAUUCUCACUCACACAGGAGGACAUUUUGUCCCAGCCUCUGCACCUCAGAAACAGGUUUACUUUGAAUUCCUGGAGAAGUUCCAGCAGAAGUAAUCAAGACCAUAAAUGCUCAUACCAUUGAAACAUUUACUGGAGAUGUGAUAUAUUCAAAUUUUAUUAAUAGUAAAGAAAAAGAAAAUCACAAAUUAUUAUUGUUGCAAAUUGAAGGGAGAGUAUCCAUUUAAAAAAAUAUAUUUUAAGUAGCUUUAUUUGUGACAUGUAUAUCAAGUCAUUCAGUGAAAUGCAUCAUUUGCAUCAAAGGUGAACAGAUGCUGGAGGCAGCCUGCAAACACCACCAUACUUCUGGCAUCAACAUAGCUUGCCCACAACUUUCUAAUCCCUUAACCUGUAUACCUUUGGAACGUGGGAGGAAACCGGAGCACCUGGAGGAAAGCCAGAAGGUCACAGGCAGAAUCCAUAGAUGCUGCCUGACUUGCUGAGUAACUGCUGAGUAAGUGGUUAGACAUUUAGGACUGUCAAAGAAGGAUUGUGAUUCUUUGAAAUUAUACUCCUCAGGGGUACGUAAAUGCUCAGUCAUUACUUAUGCUGUUGAGAUGGAGGUUUGGGCAAGAAAAUAUGAUGGAGGGAGAGAAUCGAUAGUUUUUUGUCAAAUGGUUUUGAGGUGCUCUAUAGGGCACAACUCCUUUUACUUGUUCCCAUGCCAAAGGGCCACUUGGAGCGCCGUGGCACAGCAGUCAGAAGUGUCGUCCCAGCUCUCAGCAGUCCAGGUUUGAUCCUGGUCUCGAUGCAAUUUGUGUGGAGUUAGCUCUUUCUCCCUGUGACUAUGCAGGUUUCCAUCCGGUGCUCCCAUUUCCCAAAGGUGUGCUAGAAGGUUAAUUGACUGCUGUGAGUUUCCCCUGUACAGAUCAGUGGUAGGAGAAUGGGGAAGUCAAUGGGCUUGUGAGAGAGAAUACAGAUAAGUGAGGGAGUGGGAGCUGAACGACCUCUUUAUAUGUUCUAUGGAGGUAUAAAGAACAAACAGCACUAGUUAGCACAAUACUGUUUCAGCACCAGCAUUCGGGGUUCCAUUCCCACCGCUGUUAGGAAGGAGUUUGUGCGUUCUCCCCGUGGCCACAUGAGUUUCCUCUCACUUUCCAAUGAUGUACGGGUUAGUGGGUUAAUUAGUCACAUGGGUGUAAUUGGGCAGCGCGGCUUUCUUGGGCCAGAAGGGUUUGUUACCACGCUGUAUCGUGAAAUAAAAAUAAAUAAAUAUUUGUAUU